GUCGAGGAAACUUCUGUGUGGGUGUGGGUGAGUUUUCAGCUCUCAACACACUUCAUAGGUUUUGCUGGCUGGUCUCCAGCAACCUCCUGUCUGACGACGACAAGUACGACUUGACGUACUUGAGGGAGUGGCGCAUUUACUACGGCCACAGCGUCCACUCCUACGACCACACCUCGGGCUCUUCCUUGGUGAGCAAGGUGUGCAAAGGACGGCCCUUCGAACGGGAGUGGUGGAACAACGCUCUUCUCAGCGAGGUCGAUGCCUACUUGCAGCCGGUGUUUCCAGGUUCCUAUCAGCUGCCAGUGGGCGUGGUACUCACCAGCAUGGCCAUCAUCAUCUGGUUCUGCUUCAUCCUCGUCGAGUUGGACACCGUCGUCGGCUUCACACAUGCCAUCCUCCAACUUCCGCGCACCGGCACCACGAAAGUUGAGUUUACAGAGUUUGGUCGCCGGAUGUUUGUUAGCAUCAGCUACAAGCGGCUGAUAGUUUUGUGCUUCGUCUCCUUCAUGCGUGCCUUCAUCGCCGUGGCGCUAGGCGUCUCAGCCGGCUUGUGGCUGGCACGGACCAGGGACGUGAUGAACAUCCUGCGAGACGGGGUUUCGCUCAUCUUCAUCCUAGAGAUCGAUGACUUGAUCUACAAGGUGCUGGUGCCGUCCCAUGCGAAGAAGUACAUGGCUUCGAUACAGAAGUUCCUGGUGAAGGAGGAUCAGCAGAUGUACAUCUUCAACCUCUCAAGCCUCCUAAAGCUGGUGGUGCUGACUGCAGUGAUUCUAAUCCUCAUCACCACCACCUUGCUGCCGAACACGAGACAAGCAGAGAGUGUGCGAGAGAUGAUCUGUGGUGGAAACCGCGACUUCGUUUAUGGCUCCCACCCCACGAUCGGUCCGAUCUUUGUGACCGACACCACAGAGUACGACUUGAAGAAUGCGGAGAACAUGUUACCAGGCAUUGCAAACUUGGUGGAGGACGUCGUCUUCAACUACGACCCCAAUGAGGUGAAGGACUUUAUGUGGCGCAGCUCGCUGCCCCGUGGCGAAGUGGCGGUGAAGCACCUCCCCACUGUCACUGAAAUGCAGGUGUGGCUGGACAUGCCGGAGAGCCAGGCGACUGAGGAGACGGAUUUUGGCAGCCGAAGUUAUGGAACUUUCUGUGAGGACAGGUCGCGAGACUUUUGGGAAGGUGACUGGCUGUGGCCCACCAUCGAGACCCUGACCGGGGCGACCGACUGUGCCAGUGCCAAGCCUUUCUGUGAACGCCGGGACUUGCCUCUGGUUCGCAUGACCUGCCCGCAGACGUGCGGCUGCGUGGAUCCUUUGGCCGGGCUCUACGUGGACAACGGCUGUCGGCAGCUCUGCAUCGAAACGGACGCCUUCCAAGCGGCGCUGGGAGACGCGGUUUGCCAGGACCUUGCGCAGGAGGAGCAUGAGCUGGCCUGGCAUAGGUGGUGGGCCGGUUUCUACUCCAACGAGCGCGGCGUCUGGAGCGAGGAGAACGAAAUGAUGACCUUCGCCCGGGAGGGCGCGGUCGGGAACUGCAGCUUCCUUCUGUCCCAG
Symbiodinium necroappetens is the source of this 1553-nucleotide messenger RNA. The record is from the annotation of a GenBank genome assembly. NCBI's taxonomy places the organism in Eukaryota, Dinophyceae, Suessiales, Symbiodiniaceae.